GCUCAGGCGCUGGGCGGCGCUGCCACGGCUGGGCUGGGCUCCGGCUCCGGCUGCAGCUCCUGUGGGGGUGGGCCGCGGGGAUGACAGCAGCGGGGGUGGCAGCGGCUGCCGCACAGGGCUGAGCGAGCGGCGAACGAGCCGGGGGGGAAGAGGAGGAAGUGGAGCCGGAGCCAGGAGCUUCGGAGUCAGCCGCCGCGCCGAAGUCCGCCCCAUUUUGCAGAGCGAGCGGAGUCCGGACCUGGGAAGACUUCCCCGCGGGGCUCCGGCCGCGGCGGCUGCGAGCGUCCUCGCCUGCGCCUUGCCCUGCCCCGCCUGCCCCAGCCAGAGGUUCUGCGCCGGGACGCUCCCAGUCCCGCGAUCUCGGGCGUUGUGGCCGGGAAGCCCUGAGCCCCCAACCCGAUUCAAGUGCACCUGGGCGGGACGCUCCCGGCCCACCAUACGGGUCCACGGUUGCGGGCUCGCUCCCAGCCUUUCUAUAGUGUGUAUCGGAGCCCUCCGCCCGACACCGGGGUUGAGGCAGGUGCCCAGCAGCACCCCCGGCUGAGUGCAAAGGGGCCCAGAAGUCCCCAGCGUCGGGCUCCCGAGACCUGAACCUUCAGCUGCCUUCGCCCCGGUGCUUCGGACUUGGGACUGUGCGAACGCCCAGGAAGCCCCGGCCCGGCUCCAGAGCCCUGUGAGGAGUCCCAGGCGGGCUGGGCAGUCGGACUGAGCAGGACCGAGCUGGUGCUGCGAGCCGAAGCUUGCCACCUUUUCUGCCGCCUCGGACGAGGGGCUCAGCGCUUGCCCCGAAGAAGGGAGCACCGGGCUCCCCCCUUGGCGCGGCGCCGGCGAUAGCCGAGAGCUGCAGGUGCGUACGACGUGUUUAUCCGUUCGUCUGUUCCUGGACGCUUGGAUUGUGGUGAAGAGUGGGAGUUUUGAAGGUGAACGGGCCUGGUUCGAGCCCUGGCUUCCGGCAUCGUCUGAGCUCUGUCCCAGGGAAGUGACAUUACCACCUCUGUGGACAGGACAUCCUCAGGAGCCCUGGUCACAGCCACUGAUACCUUCUUCCAGGAGCUGCCAGGGGCCUCCAUGGGCGCCUGAGGGCCAGGCGCCGGGGCGGCAGGCGAGAGUAUGGUGAGACACCAGCCGCUCCAGUACUAUGAGCCCCAGCUGUGCCUCUCCUGCCUCACGGGCAUCUACGGCUGCCGCUGGAAGCGCUAUCAGCGGUCCCAUGAUGACACCACGCCGUGGGAACGCCUCUGGUUCCUGCUCCUCACCUUCACCUUCGGCCUCACACUCACCUGGCUGUACUUCUGGUGGGAGGCCCACAAUGACUACGAUGAAUUCAACUGGUACCUCUACAACCGCAUGGGCUACUGGAGCGACUGGUCAGUGCCCAUCCUCGUGACCACCGCUGCCGCCUUCACCUACAUCUCGGGCCUCCUGGUCCUGGCACUAUGUCACAUCGCUGUGGGGCAGCAGAUGAACCUCCAUUGGCUGCACAAGAUAGGGCUGGUGGUCAUCCUGGUGUCCACAGUGGUAGCCAUGUCAGCCGUGGCCCAGCUGUGGGAGGACGAAUGGGAGGUGCUGCUCAUCUCCCUGCAGGGCACAGCACCAUUCCUGCACGUCGGGGCCCUGGCCGCCAUCACUGCGCUCUCCUGGAUCGUGGCAGGACAGUUUGCCCGGGCAGAACGGACCUCCUCCCAGAUGGCCAUUCUCUGUACCUUCUUCGCCAUUGUGUUUGCCUUGUACCUGGCACCUCUCACCAUCUCCUCUCCCUGCAUCAUGGAGAAAAAGGACCUGGGCCCCAAGCCUGCCCUCAUCGGCCACCGCGGCGCCCCCAUGCUGGCCCCAGAGCACACGCUGAUGUCCUUCCGGAAGGCCCUGGAGCAGAAGCUGUAUGGGUUACAGGCUGACGUCACCAUCAGCCUGGAUGGCGUGCCCUUCCUCAUGCACGACAACACCCUACGUCGAACCACCAACGUGGAGCAGGAGUUCCCGGAGCUCGCCCGCAGGCCCGCCUCCAUGCUCAACUGGACCAUCCUGCAGAGGCUCAACGCUGGCCAGUGGUUCCUGAAGACGGACCCCUUCUGGACGGCCAGCUCCCUCUCACCCUCCGACCACAGGGAGGCACAGAACCAGUCCAUCUGCAGCUUGGCGGAGCUCCUGGAGCUGGCCAAGGGCAAUGCCACUCUGCUGCUCAACCUGCAAGAACCACCUCGCGAGCACCCCUACCGCAGCAGCUUCCUCAAUGCCACGCUGGAUGCCCUGUUGCGCUCUGGCUUCCCCCAGCACCAGGUCAUGUGGCUGCCCAACUGGCAAAGGCCCUUCGUGCGGAAGGUGGCUCCUGGUUUCCAGCAGACAUCAGGCUCCAAGGAGGCGGCCGCCAGCCUGUGGAGAGGCCACAUCCAGAGGCUGAACCUGCGCUACACUCAGGUGUCCCGCCAGGAGCUCAGGGACUACGCGUCCUGGAACCUGAGUGUGAACCUCUACACGGUCAACGCGCCCUGGCUCUUCUCCCUGCUGUGGUGCGCGGGGGUCCCCUCCGUCACGUCCGACAACUCCCACACCCUGUCCCAGGUGCCUUCCCCACUCUGGAUCAUGCCCCCCGAUGAGUACUGUCUCAUGUGGGUAACCGCGGACCUGAUCUCCUUCACGCUCAUCAUCGGCAUCUUCGUGCUCCAGAACUAUCACUUGAUCAGGUGGCGCCUGGGUGGCAUACGGAGCUACAACCCCGAGCAGAUCAUGCUGAGUGCUGCAGUGCAUCGGACCAGCCGGGACGUCAGCAUCAUGAAGGAGAAGCUCAUCUUCUCAGAGAUCAGCGACGGCAUGGAGGUCUCCGAUGAGCUCUCUGGAUGCUCAGACCACAGUUACGACACAUACACCACCAGUGCUUCCACCCCUGCGGAUCACCGAAGGAGUGGCAGCCACACCAAGACUCUCAUGGACCGGAGUGGGCGUUAGCUGAAACCCGGUCUGUCCCAGCCUGAACCUAACGUGGAGAUCAGGGAACCCAUAAGAGCUGGCAGAAGCAUGUCUGCAUGGGGAGUGCCCUGGGAGCUGGCUCCACCGCCUCCUCAUUGGCUCCAGCCCUCUGUCAGCCAUGGCCUCCCCUGGAGGAGGAUCCCCUCUCUCCUGAGGCCCACCUGGGUCAGGACUCCAACCUUGCAAAUGCCCCUGCAGGCCUGGGGCUCCUUCUGGAAAGUUUGGGGCCUGGGGCCUGGCCCUCCCCUGGAGGCCUUCCCUUAUAUCCUGAUCUGGAAGGUUGCUGAGUCACUGGGCUAUGCCCUGGCCCCUGUGGCAGCUGAGAAUGUGGAUGUCCACAUGUCUAUGCUCAGAGGCAACUGACUUCUGCAUGUCUCCUGCCUUGAGGGCCUGGGCUAGGCCUCUGCCCCCAGCAGCUCUGUUCUUCAUGUCAGUCUCAAAAGCACAAGGAUUUUCAGCCCAGGAGGAAAGCCUGCUGCAGUGGUGGAGAAACUCCUCCCCAACCGGACUCAUACCACCACUGGCCCUGCCCUGGGAGAAGGACUGAGCCAAGUCCCCAGGAGCAGCUAGAGAUGGCCAGAAGAGUAGGCUUAAGGCUACUUUUACAAACCCUGACCUAAGUUUCCAGCAGGUCUCUAGGGCACAGAGGCACAGAGACCCAAGAGAUCCACAGACUGACACAACUUCAGGUUUCCGCAUCAGUGGCCAUAGGGCAGUGGUCACGUGGGAAGAGUGUUCUAGGCAUGGCCAACGGUGGGCAUGUGCCCAAGGAGGUCUAUAGCGGAGCAAGCCUGAGGGCCUUGGCCAAUAUGAUUAAAGCUGCCAUCUUGA
Molecule: messenger RNA, 3795 nt
Organism: Lutra lutra (Eurasian river otter)
Lineage: Eukaryota; Metazoa; Chordata; Mammalia; Carnivora; Mustelidae
Gene: GDPD5
Product: glycerophosphodiester phosphodiesterase domain containing 5
Exons: 19
Coding region: 1111-2943 (610 amino acids)
Biological process (GO): lipid metabolic process; positive regulation of neuron differentiation
Cellular component (GO): plasma membrane
Molecular function (GO): glycerophosphodiester phosphodiesterase activity
Source: RefSeq, a predicted model, not a curated record